Molecule: messenger RNA, 18910 nt
Organism: Mycetomoellerius zeteki
Lineage: Eukaryota; Metazoa; Arthropoda; Insecta; Hymenoptera; Formicidae
Product: histone-lysine N-methyltransferase 2C
Biological process (GO): positive regulation of transcription by RNA polymerase II
Cellular component (GO): nucleus; MLL3/4 complex
Molecular function (GO): protein binding; histone H3K4 methyltransferase activity; transcription coactivator activity
Source: RefSeq, a predicted model, not a curated record
GGGAUUCCAUUCGUUUACCUGUGUAUGUGACAUUUUUUUUCCACGGAUCGUUCGCGCUGUUCCAACAUGUUUACCUGGUUGUACCGCUCUCAUCAUGAUCACCAGCAAUCCGUCGUCGAUUCCAUCAUGAUACUCACGUCGCCUUAUCGACAGCAUUAAUUCUCAGCUUUGCAAAACAAAAAUAAAGAGAGAGAGAGAGGGGGGGUGUCAUGGAUGAUGAAGUGCGACUUGAAGGUGAAGAGGAGAUGGAGUUGGAUGAGGCUUCCGAUGGUGAAGACGAAGAUGAAGAAACAACAGGCAUCCCUAUAUCUCCAGCUAACUCAGAUCAAUUGCUUGGACAGACAAUACCAACCACUGUUACAUCAGAUGAGGCUUAUCAUGAUACAUUGCGAUACCCAAAGUUUUCAUUACCUGGUGGUAAACCUUUGAAUAUUCGCCGUGGACCUGGCAGACCUCGGAAAGAACGACCUUUUGGUCUAACACGUGGAGGAGGCACAAGAAGAUCUUUUGGAAGGGGUAGUGCCAGAGGCAAAGGAUUUGGAUAUACAAGAGGUAUACCACGUCGCACCAAAAGUAAAGAUGAUGACACACACUCAGAAUCACCAAGUCCUUUGCGUAUCACUGGGAUGGAUGAUACUGGUCCUGAUGGUAGUAGUGAAUUAGUGGGAAACUCGAUCGAGAGAUCGAUGCCGGCGCCCGAAGAACCCCCUUACUUUCCUGAACAAUGGCCAGGCAAAGUAUGUGCAUUAUGCAAUUUAGGCGAGAGGAGUCAGUUGGGACAAGGUGAACUUUUGUGUCUGACAUGUCCACCGGGUUUCACUCCUGAGAAGCCGACAAACCGCGAUGAAACAGGUAGUGACCAGCUUGUCAAUGUCGCUGUUGCAGGAGAUAAAAGUCCGCGUGCUACUGGACCUGGAAUUGCUGUUACCUGUCGUAGACAAAAAAGUCUAGCCAAAUGCAGGAAUACUAGUCUAACUAAUUUCACGGAACCGGUGGAAGAAUUGACAAUCGUAGGUUAUUUGGAGGAACCAGAAAUCGGGACUCUGUUUGAUUCCUCAACCAGUCAUUACUAUGUUCAUCGAUCAUGUAUUAUCUGGUCUAGCAACACUCAAGUUUUACUACCAGAAUUGGCAUGUCGUGCUGUUUUACAAGCUUCCUCCAGACGUUGUGCCUAUUGUUCGCAUUAUGGUGCUGGAAUUUCUUGCAAAGUGACCUCGUGCAAUCGUUAUUUUCAUUUUCCGUGUGCCGCGGCCAGCAGUUGCUUUCAAGACAGUAAGAACUUGGCCCUUUUCUGCAGUCAACAUCUUGGCCAAGUCCCACUUUUAUUGUGUGGAGGAGAAGUUACUUGCGUUCAAUGUUAUGGAAUGGGCGAUGUCUCGAAUCUAGUGAUGUGCUCCGUGUGCGGCCAACAUUAUCAUGGCAGUUGUGUGGGCUUGGCAUUAUUACCUGGGGUGCGUGCUGGAUGGCAGUGCGUGUCUUGCCGUGUAUGUCAAGUCUGUCGGCAACCCGAAGAUGUUUCAAAGGUAAUGCUAUGUGAACGAUGUGACAAGGCUUAUCAUCCUGGUUGUUUGCGACCGAUUGUCACUUCUAUUCCAAAAUACGGUUGGAAGUGUAAAUGUUGUCGCGUGUGCACCGAUUGUGGUUCACGUACUCCUGGAGCUGGGCUAUCUUCCAGAUGGCAUUCUCAUUAUACCGUCUGUGAUUCAUGCUAUCAGCAGCGCAACAAGGGCUUCUCUUGCCCACUCUGUAGAAAGGCAUAUAGAGCUGCGGCAUAUCGUGAAAUGGUCCAAUGUCAUGGUUGCAAGAAGUUCGUGCAUGGCACAUGCGAUCCCGAAGCCGAUCCGCUUACUUAUCAGCAGCGCAAAGAAGCAAAGCCGGAUUAUGAAUAUGUUUGUCUGCAUUGUAAGAGUAUCGCCAUGGUAGCCAGACGGAAGGAUAGUAUUGAUGAAGGCGAUUUAAGUCUAAGCGCUUCGCAAGAAAGUCUCGACGGUGAAUCUUCUGAGUUAGAUUAUCCAAGUGGUUGUUCCGAAGAAGCGCUUUAUUCGGUCGGAUUAGGGAAAGGGAAACCGUUCUGUGCCACAAAGAUCGCAAAGAAAAGAUUAGGGAUUAGCGGCGGAGUUAUCGGUAGACCCAAAGGUAUUGGAAAACUGGGUUAUCAAAAAAGGCAAAAAAUGACAGAGUUUGGAAGAAAGAGAGGACCCAAAGGAAAAAUGAGAGGAUUUUAUGGAGUGCCAGAAGUGGGCUUGCAGAGUCCGAAUCCAGAUUCAUCCCAAUCGAAGGAAGAAGAACAGCUUGGGAUUGAGAACAAAUUAAUCUUGUGCUCGGCCAAAGAUAAAUUUGUUCUUACACAGGAUAUUUGUGUGAUGUGCGGCUCGAUUGGUAUGGAUCAGGAAGGUUGUUUGAUUGCAUGUGUACAAUGCGGUCAGUGUUAUCACCCUUAUUGUGCUGGCGUUAAGAUCACUAAGGUCAUCUUGCAAAAGGGCUGGCGAUGUCUUGAUUGUACUGUUUGUGAAGGCUGUGGUGAACGAAAUGAUGAAUCUCGCUUGAUUCUUUGUGACGACUGCGAUAUCAGCUACCACAUUUAUUGUAUGGACCCGCCUUUAGAUUAUGUGCCGCACGGUACAUGGAAGUGCAAAUGGUGUGCGCAAUGUCAGACUUGUGGUUCUAACGAUCCCGGUUUUAAUUCAUCCUGGCAAAAAAGUUACACUCAAUGCGGACCCUGUGCUUCUCACACCGCUUGCGUAGCUUGCCAAGAAGCUUAUCAGGAGGGUGAUCUCAUCAUUCAAUGCAUACAAUGCGAAAGAUGGCUUCACUGCGGUUGUGAUUCAAUCAAAAGCGAAGCUGAUGCCGAACGCUGUGCCGAGGAGGGUUAUGUUUGUCUUCUCUGUCGUCCGAGAGAUGUUCCCCCUCCUCAUCUUCUCUCUAAACCUUCCUCGAAAUUCACUCGGUCAUCUUCUCCACCUCAAAAUCGAAAUACAGAAUUGUUUAAAACUUCCUCGCAACAAUAUAUAAUGGAAGGAGUAUAUCUUUCUGAAGUAGGGAUGAAUCAUAUCAAAUCUUUAACUGCAGAACAUCAGCAAACAAGAAAAAAGAAAAGAAAACAACCCCAAAUGGUGGAUAAAGAAGCAGAUAUAAUGGCGACUAUUGAAUCUGUUGUUGCUGGAGGAAGUUUAGACAAUUCUUUAGAGGAAAAUAACAAAUUGGAAUUGAUGGAUGUCAAAGAUGAACCAGAAACAGUGCUGAAAGAAGGUAUGGUAUGGAACCAACCUCCUCCAGAAGGCUUCAGUAUUUGCACUUCAGAAGGUGGACUUCCUGUUUUACGAAGAAAACGUCAAAGAAAUCUGCAAAAAUUAGGAAUUGGAGGAUUUAGUGUAAGAUUGAGAACUAGGAAAGACAAAGAAGAAGAAGGAGAUGCUGAAAAACCUGGAGAAUCUUCAAUCAUAGGAAUGGGAGACGAUAAACCCCGAAGGAAACCUCAGAGAAGAAAGCCGAAACCGAAACUGGCGGAAUAUUUUCCUAUUUACAUGCAAGAAGCGUUUUUUGGUAAGAAUUUAAUGGAUACAACGAAAGAAAAAGAUCUUGAAAGCAGCAGCGAAUCUGAGGAAGAACACAAAGUUCCUGAAAAUGCCAAUACAAUUCAGUUAUCUCAAGAUGAAUUAAAGGUAAUGGAACAAGUCAAAGCGAAACAAGAAAAAGACGAUGAAAAGAUUGCUCCUGAACAAAUCAAAAGAGAAGAAAUCGUGGAAGAUGAUGGAAGUGAUACUGAAGCACUUGGAGAUAUUUUACCAAUUUCCGGGGAUUUAUUGGAUAGCGAUCUAGUAAAUACAAUAAUGAACGAAAACGAUGAGGACUUAGCUAAAGCGAGCGAAGCACUGGAUGAGUUGGAUGAUACUCAAGGUGGAAGUAAAGAUGAAUUGACGGAUAUCCUAAGUCCACAUUUUAAUUUGGAGUCGAUGGUCAGAGACACUGGCUUACCUAAUAUGGACAGUAAAGAUAUCGAGGAAAUAUUUAAAGGUGUUCUGACCGAUGAAUCUCAAGAGUCUCAGGAAUCAUCGGUAUUUUCUGUCCAAGCUCAGACUUCGCAUCCUUCAUCAUCUACUACUCCCCUAGUGUCACCCUCUCCUCAUCCUGGUAUUCAAACAGCAAUAUUAGCGAGACCUCAAGUACCUGGUGCUCUACCUUCGGUUGGCCAAUCAAACUUAAAUUCUCCAAUGAGUUUUCCACCACCUUCACCAUACCACUCUGAAUAUAGCAAUAGUCCACAGUUUAGUCCAGCAUUUUCGGAGCCUCCUAGUCCGUGGGUGAAUCCCGAAGACGAAGGAAAUGCUCCAGCAGGCAAUGCUACCAUUUCAUACAACCAAAGAAGCAAUCUAAAGAUGGAAGCUGAUGAAGCAUUGGGUACUGCAGCGACAAUAUCCUCAGUUCUCUAUGCUAAUAUCAAUCAUCCUGAAUGGAAAACUGAUUUUCCAGUAUGGGCCGAGAGAUGUAAACAAAUUCUGAAGAAAUGGCGAGCACUUUCAAAUGAUAAGAAAGCCCCAUAUUUGACUCAGGCUCGAGACAAUCGUGCUGCGGUUCGCAUGAAAAAAACACAACAGCUCUCCAAGGAGACACCACCACCAAGCACCACCAACACUAUCAUCACAACCAAUAUAACCACCACCAAUACCACCACCAUCAAUAUGAAUACCACUACUACUACCACCACCGCCAUGACUACCAUCAUCACCAAACCCGCCGCUAUGACGGCUCAGCAACAACAGCAGCAGGGAGUGGGUUUGAGGCCCAUGGAGAAGCAAUUAGGAAUGUUGAUGACCAGUGGAAUGACGUCAACCGGCAACAAUCAGCAUCAGGAGGUGUGUGGGGUGCAGGGAACCCCGCCCAGCCCCUCCCUCUCCCCUGAAGCUCCUAGAAACCAACAGUCAUCCGUCUUGCAAUCUUGCACAACACCGGCUUCUUCGUCCUCUUUGUCUUCUUCUGCGUCUUCUUCCUCUUCUUUUUCUCAUUGCAAUAAUUCGGGUGAAGGGCAGCAACCCCUCCAGCAACGUCCACCCCCGAUUGUCGUUAACAGCGGCAGCGGGAAUAGUAGCAUAGAUCAGCAUCAGAUCCGAGUGCUCACUCCGUCCGAGAUCAUGCGCACCCUUCCGUCCCUCAGCCAGGAGCACUACGACCCCCCACCUCCGCCACCACCACCCACUGCAAUUGUUCACACUGUGCCUCCCGUACAGAACCAUCACCACCACCACCACCAUCACCACCACCACCCGAAUAACAUCAUGGAACAGGAUAGAUUAACAAACAGAGAUCGCUCUACUAGAGAAGCUGAGCAAGAAAGGCAGUGGAAACAAUUGCAAGCAUUACGUCAACAACAAGCACAAUUGCAGCAACAAGUCAUCCAUGAACAACGCGUACAUGCAAUUGCUAGAGUACACAGACAAAUCAGCGAAGAAAAUGCACCUCAACUAAGUAGUGAUACUACACCCGCAUUAACGACACAAUUACAAGUUUCCACAGCUCAAGAUGCGAAUCAACUAAAUUCCUUAGCCUCUCCUUCCCGCAGUACUUUUGCUACACCCUCCCUCAAAGCCCCUCGUAGUCUCACACCUCAAUCACCUCAUCAUCAAACUAUGGUACGUCUGCCUGCGCAAGCAUCUUGUAGAGUAAUACGUCCGAGCUUUCCUCAACCGCCGUCCCCCUUCUCACCACAAGCACCCCAAUCACCUCAUGAUUUUCCACAGUCUCCUGCCUCCUCUCAACCUUCUCAGGAGUCACAUUUCCAGCGCUUCGAAGGCAAUGUCUCAACUCCUGCAUCCCCCUAUUCGUCGCCACAGACGCCAGGUACACCCCGCACUCCCGUGUUUAACCCUCCGCGACCUCCCGUAUAUGCUCCUCUCCUCCUCCCCAAACCUCCUCCUCCUCCUCCCCCUCCUCCACCUCCUCCGCCUCCACCUGCAACAUCGCGAACUCCUGAUCCUUACAGCCAACCACCUGUCACUCCCACAUCCGCUCCUGCCGCACCUGGCUAUCCAUCACCUAGGAGUUCUGAAACUCCUCGAACAUCUCAGGAACAAGAAGUGACUUUUGUGCAGCAACCAGAAGUCAAUAGGCAAUUGAGAGACUUACUGCAAAGACAACAAUUUAAUAAGAAAAUUGAAGGAGUAGGUGCCAAUUGGGUUCAAGAUGGACAGAAUAAUACGGAGAACAAUCAGCAACAGUUUGAAGCCAGUCAUGUGCAGCUUCAGCAGCAACACUCUCAAGUACAAAACAAUUCUAGUGAAGGCACUUUUAGACAUCCACUUCCGCCAGGCAUUGUUAGGCCCAGAAUGCCUAUUCAACCGAACGUCUUAAUAAGGAAUUCCGUUGGAAUAAACUCGCGACAUCCUGUAGCAGGAAAUAUUCAGAAUCCGAUUGACCAUCGUACUAGGACAUUACUGCAGAAUAGACCCCCAGUAGCUACUAAUGUACCUGCUCAACAGCAUUUCCAAGCAACUCAAAACCUCCAAAUACGAAUGCCAGUAACGAGAAAUACCAUUUCCGAAUCUUAUGAUAUUUUGCAACAACAGAGAUUUACAGACGUGAAUCAGACGCAGAAUCAGCGUGUCGCGCGGACAGCACAGGACAAUUUAAAUCAAGGUAUUCGUAUGUUGAAUACAACUCCAGGGAUGGUACGAGCACCACUCGUUUCCACGACGAUGAGCGAGACCGUGGGAGUGGUUACUUCAGAAGCAUCUGAGAUCCCCGACAAUGUGACAGCUGAAUUGGAAAAGCUGGAGCAGGAAGGAGCCGGUCCAAUGGUCGAAGUCGAAGGAGUUAGUGCAAUAUUAGGAGAUCUGGCAGAUGAUGAUGACGAACUGCUCGCUGAAAUGGGGGCGGACUUUAACAUUCUGGAAUAUGCGGACCCUGAACUGGACACGAUCGCAGGUGGGGAGAAGACUAAUAUUCUUGAUAAUCUGGAUCUUGAGCAAGUUGAAGUUGACUCCAAAGACGAUAAGCAAAAAAAGGAAACUAGGGACGAAGAUCAGAAACCAGAAUUGACUGGUCCAGCCUCUGAUAUUACUGAUUCCUGCUCGACGAGCACGAGUUUGACUCUGACAGAAAAUUCCAACGUGUCGACAAUAACAUCACCGCAGACGACAUCGCAGGCAAUGCAGGCGCAAGUAGUGCAGCAACAGAUGCAUCAGCAAGUGCAACAAGCGGCAGCGAUGGGCCGGCCAAUACCUCCCGGUACAAGGUUGCUUUCACCAGAUGGAGCAGUCGGAGUGGUGACUUCCACAAACACGGUAACUGUGAGCUAUCCAUCGAAUUUUCCCGGACAUCCGCAAAGACUUUCGCAGGCACAUAUACAAGUCUCUCAACAACAACGGCUGGGCAGUUGGCUACCACCACCACCACCCCCACCACCACCCCCUUAUCCAGGACCACCACCGCCAUAUCCUGGACCAAUACAGCAGUCGUGUUCACAGGAGCAGCCAUUAUUGCUGGAGGAGCUGUUAGAGCAGGAGAAACGAGAACAAGAAAAACAGCAACAACAACAGCAGCAACAACAACAACAACAACAACAACAACAACAACAACAACAGACCGAAAAUGUCACUGGAGGAAGUCUUUUGAGCGACAGCGAUUUUGAAAAAUUCAAAGCUGAUGUUUUGGGUACUACGUCACCUCCUCAGGGUAUAGUGCCUGUGAUAAGACCACCUUGUACAGCGAGAUCACCUUCCACACCUAACACUAACUGGCAGCAAAGUGGCAUAGCUACUGAUGGGGCGGUAAAGCUAGCAGCGGCGCAAGUGGGAUCGAGACAACCAAUUGCCACACAAACUCCACCCGAACCAAGAGUGGCUAUGUUCAACAUUCCUCAAAAACCGGCACCACCAACUCCACCAGAAAAUAUAGCUAAUGAUCAAGAUCGGCAAAUGCAUGCGCAUUAUGAGCAAUGGCUUAAUAGUCAGCAUCAAUUAUUAACGCAACAAUUAAAAUAUUAUGAGGCAGAGGUCCAAAAACUUCGGAAAAUAAGAAAGUCUCUCAAUAGUAAGCAACGUCAGCUUCGUAAAUCUGGUAACGAACUGACAGAGACCGACGCUGCUGAACUACAACGGAUUUCUACUGAACAAGCUAUUCUUCAAAAACAUUUAGAUACUUCUCGUAAACAACAGCGUCAACACAGCGUAUUGGUUCAGGAAUAUCAUAACAAACAACAACAACAACAACGACAAAUUCAACCCCAACCAAACGAACCUUGUUCUCCAUUGAUGUCACCUUCUCAGCAUUCUCCGAUGCAUUCUCCAGCUGCGUUGGUUUCUCAGAGUCCUGGUCCUAGCAUGAUUCAACAUUCACCAGCAACUCCAUCAAUUGUUCAACAUAGUCCAGGCACACCGCUGCUUCAACAUAGUCCAGGCAACCCUCAAUCGUCUAAUCCAGGUACAAUGUCACCGCAUAAUGUUCAGCAACAAUCGCCAAGAAUUGGCACUCCCCAUUCUCAAGGUGACGAAAGUCCCUUUAGUCCUGGGCCAAUGCCUUCUCCGGGUCUAUGCAAUCCCAACACUACACGAAUGACUUCACCACAGCAUAGAGCUAUUAUUGGCGGAAGAUUGGCAACUUCUCCUGGUGCUUUUACGCCGGAAACGCGAAAUCAACAACUGAUAGUUGAUCAGGGUGUGAGAGUUCAUAGUUUAACUCAGAGAUUUGUCAGACCACCAGAAGGGGCGCAAAGGAGAGGAGGUAUCGUUUACAAUCCACAGUCAGGACAGCAACAGUUAUUGAAUCAACAACAGCAUCAACAGUUGUUACAGAGGCAACAGAUUAUUCAGCAACAGCAUGAAGGCGUUUCUCAGGAUCAAAGUCAAAGUACUAUUGUUCGGGGGACAUUGCAACGGCAGCAAGUUUUUCAACAACAACAACAACAACACGAAGGUGUUUCUCGACAACAAAUUCUUCAACAGCAGCAACAGAAUGAUAUUUCUCAAGAUGGACAGAAUCUUAUUACUCAAAGAAAUUUACAAAUGGUUCAACAAAGACAGAUUCUUCAACAGCAACAGACUGAUAUCAUUUCUCAAGAAGGACAAAAUGUUGUCGUUCAAAGAAAUUUGCAAACGACCCGGCAACAAAUUAUUCAACAGCAGCAACAACAACAACAAGAAGGCAUUUCUCAGGAUGGACAAAAUGUCGUUACUCAAAGAUCGUUGCAAGUAGUUUCACAACAGCAACGACAACAGAUUCUUCAGCAGCAACAACAACAGAAUGAUAUUAUUCCUCAAGAAAAUCAUAAUGUCGUUGCUGCUCAAAGAAACUUACAGAUUGUGCAGCAGCGACAACAAAUUCUUCAGCAGCAGCAACAAAUUCUUCAACAACAACAUGAAGUUAUUUCUCAAAGUAUUUCUCAAGAAGGACAAAUUCCUCAAAAUUCUAUUCCUAGAACGCUACAAAUGAUUCAACAACGGCAACAGAUUCUUCAACAACAGCACCAACAGGAAAGUACUUCUCAAGAUGGGCAAAAUAUUACUGUUCAAAGACAUUUGCAAAUAGCGCAACAACGACAGCAGCAUGAAAAUGUUUCACAGAAUAUUUCUCAAGAAAUUGGACAAAAUGUUGUUCAAAGAUCAAUACAAAUGGCACAACAGCGUCAACAAAUCCUUCAACAACACCAGCAACAUGAAAGCAUCUCUCAAGAUGGACAAAGCGCUAUUACUCAAAGAUCAUUACAACUAGCCCAACAACGACCACAAAUUUUACAGCAACAACAUGAAAGUGUUUCUCAAUCUGUUCCUCAAGAAGGACAAAGUGCUAUUACUCAAAGACCUUUGCAAAUGGUUCAACGACAACAGAUUCUUCAUCAACAGCAACAGCAACAUGAAGUAAUUUCUCAAGAAGGACAGACUUCUAUUGUUCAAAGAUCACUUCAAAUGGCUCAGCAACGUCAACAAAUUCUUCAUCAACAACAACAUGAAGGUGUUUCUCAGGGUAUUUCUCAAGAAGGGCAGAAUUCUAUUGGUCCAAGAUCACUCCAAAUGGCUCAGCAACGACAGCAUAUUCUCCAGCAACAACAGCAAAGACAAUUCUUGCAAAUGCAACAACAGCAACAGAAACCGCCUAACUCACCGAUGGUGUCUCAGCCAUCAAAUUCCCCCAGUCCACAGCUUCAUCAGCAACUUCAACAAACUUAUGGUCAACCUCCAAGUUCACCUAUGGUGCAACAGGCAACGAUGGGUUCUCCGAUGCUUCAACAACAAUUAAAUGCGACUUCACAACCUCCUAGUCCAAUGAACAGAAUUUCACCAAUGCUUCAUGGUAGCCAUCAUCAUUCUUCGACAACUACUCAACCACCCAGCUCUCCUAUGAUGCCUAGAAGUCCUAUGGUAGCUGGAUCUCCUAUGCAAAUACAGCGAAGACAAUCUACUGGAAAUAGUCCCGCUAUGCCAGACAGACCCCAAAGUGUGGAAAAUCCUGGAACUCCAAGGACACCUCAUACACCUCAUAAUUUUGUCCAACAAAAUACUAAUUUAACUGUAACUCCAAGUGAUCAACAACAAGUUUCUCAGCAAAUUCCUCAACAGGUUUCUCAGGAACAAACUUCUUUAUCAGAUAAUCUUUCUAGAGGUGGAGGAAACUCCAAUAAUCCCUUAAAUCCUAUUCCUUUUCUUGAUUUUGCGAAGACUGGAUAUUUUAAAUUAGGAUUAAAGGGCGGCUCAUCAGAUGAUAAGGAUCAGAUUCGUCAACAAAUUUCUCAAGAACAAGUUCUUUCAUCAGAAAAUUUUAUUAAAAAUGAGGAAAAUAGUAAUAAAUCUACAAAACCAAUACGAUUCCCUAAUUUUGGACGAUUUGGAUGGUUCAAGUUGGGCUUAAGAGGAGGAUCGCCAAUGUGGUCAAGCAAAGCAGAUAGUAGUAAAGGUGGUAAAGGAUCGGAAACAUCCCAAACGAAAAGAGAUCAGUCUACAGAAGAGAAAGCAAAUACUUCUAUGAAUCGGAAAACCGCUAGAAUCAGCUCAUUAGUCUGUGUCGACUAUAAUGACUUUGACGACGAUUCUCAUACGCCGCCACAAGCUUCGCCAACAACUUUAGAGAUAAAAUCAACUGGUCAAGGCUCUUCUUUGACCUCUUCAACUUUAGAUAAUGGAUCUUUAACUUUGGAAAGUCCUGGAGAAAAAUUGGACCAACUUCCAGAUACAACAGAUUAUGAUGACGAUAAAACUAUAGUUAAUACCGAAGUGACUUUGAGUUCCACAGCUCAACGCGACAGUGAUGAUAUCACUGUGAUUGAACAGUUCGGUGAUUCAGAACUAGUUGAUGUUAUUUCAGGAACUUUAGAAGGUGAUAUGCAGGAAGAAUAUGUUCUAUUUGAACCUGGAAUGGUGGUGGACCUUUCUGCUGAUAGUAACGAUUCUCUUUGUCAUGCUUUAGUGAAUGAUGCUGGUCAAGGUCAUGACUUAGUGCAGAUUUUAGAGAUUGAUAAUUCUGAAUCACAAUCAGAAGAACCUAUUUUGAGUGACGAAGAUUUAGUCCCGUCUCAUUCAAGAAAUAAAAAGGGUCUUAGACUUGACAUAGUGAGGGCCUUUCAGUCUGGAAAAAAGCUAGUCGCUGUAACUGAUACUCCCGAAUCUCCAGAUCAAGAAGAACUUCGAGUUGAUCCUUCUCCAGGUCCUUAUUUAGAUCAGUCUCCUGAUCAAGAACUUAUGGUAUCUUUAGUAAGUGAAUCAGAAGUGGUUAUCAUCGAUCCCACAACGAAAUCACCUGAAGACAAUCUUUCUAAGGGUUCUUGUGAUGAAGAGAUUGAAAAAACUGAUAAUAAUAUACAAACUGAUGUUUCUAAAGAAAAUACAUUUGAUGAAGGCUCGACAGAUGACCAAACCAAAUCUUUAAAACAAAACAAGAGUCCUACAAACUUUAUCUUUUCAGAUAAAUCAUAUACCAAAACACUAGCUUCAACUAUAUACCCAACUAAUAUUAAUGUAACAGUCUCAAAAUCGAUGGUUUCUUUAAUAAAUACUACUUCUUCAAAUUUAAUUUCCAGUUUAGUUUCUACUAAUUCUAAUUCUCAACUGAGUCAUAUUUCAAUUCAACCAAUUGUGACAGAAACUAAAAUGGUAGAUCACUUUGACUUAAAAGAAGUUUCCUCGAGUUCUUCUACCAAUCAGAAAGGUAUUACAUUGUCAUCGAUGGCGAGCAUUGUGGCAGAUGCAAAAAUUGCUGCGAAACUUAGUCAAACUGCUCUGGAGAAUAUAUCCAAUUCUCAGCAAAAUAAAUUGAAUCCGAAAAUCAUUUCUGUCAAUGAAAUACCGAAAAUAUUAUUCUCAGAGAAGCCUUCGACAACCUUUUCGAGUUUACCAAAUACGGAAUCUCUGAACAAUCCCACGAGAUUGGUACUAAGUGUACAAUCAACUUCUGUGACGCUCUCGACUCCGAAAAUGUCAAUUCCAGAUCUGUCGAAAAAGGAUACUAUCUCAAAGAGUAAAGAGAAAUUAACAGAAAAUCAAGAAAGUGAAAUAAAAAAAGAGAAAGAGCUCCAGGAUAAGAUUAUAGAUGAAAAUAAUUCUUUGGAUACAUCAUCAAAUAUUUUUUCAGAGUCGAUUGAAGAGAAGAAAACUGAUCCAUUAAAUACCACGGAUGAACUGGAGAGUAUGUUAGAAGCUAUUCACAAUCCUGCAGAAAAUGUUGAAAAUAAGAAUGAUAUUCCAACGACGACUCUGAAAAGAAUGUCACCUGUUACUGAUGAUUUGUCGCUCGUCAACAUUUUGGAAAAUGAUACUGAACCGGUGGAAAAUGAUAAAGAACAAAUUUCUUCAGAUUCUGAUAUGCAAAAAGUAACAAAUAAAUCAGAGGAAGUCCGAAAAAAUAUUGAAGAGACUAAUGACAAAAACACAAAUAAAAAGAAUCAUCAGGAAGAACAGUGUACGGAAAUGGAAAAUUCCAAACCAUUUCUUCAACAUUGUUUGAAUGAAGAAAAGACAUUAAUAGAAGAAUCAUCUGAUGAUAUUUUAGAUAUGUUACACAAUAUUAUUUCAUCAAAACCGGAAAUGGCAAACAGUAACGAGUCGAGUAUUAUUUAUCAAAUGCCAACUCCGUUAGAUACUUUGCCCUUAAAUAUUCUUCAAGAUUCUUUAAUGGAUUUAGAACAAGAAAAUCUCGAAAAUGAAAUUUCGUCAACUGAACCUAAAAAUGAAGUAAAAUGUCAAAAUGCUGAAGUGAAAAAGAGUUCUCCAGCAAUGAGUCAAGCUCCCACUUUGAUAGUUAGUACCGUGGCACAAUUGCAAAAAAGCACAACAACAGUUCCUCAUUUAUCACCACUUUCGAAACCGACAGAAUUGACUUCUAACGUAGCUAACGUAUCUCAUCAACUGAGAACAUUGCUAUCAUCUUUACAAAGCAAUCAAACAACAGUGAAUCAAACCGGAGUGGUCACCAUGGUUUCUUCAGUGAAAUCUGGAAGUGUUUUAUCUACUUCUAGUGCCUUGUCGACAUUGAAUUCAUCAAAUAAUGUUCAAAGUGGAGUUUCGACUUUGACAAGAUUGGAUCAAGGUCGUUCUCAACCUAAUCUGAUCAGCAAUAUUUCGAAAGAUACAGAAAUGGUUAUAAAAGAAAAAAAAGAAUUAAAGGAAUGUAGCGGAAUUAUUACUACAGGCUCAAAAAUUAAUAAUAGCGAACAGAUCUUCAGGAUGACUUCUUCAGGAACAACUUUUCAGACUACUACAGCUUCUAAUCUUUCAAGUACUUCUUCGGCUGCAGUUACUUCUAGAAGCAUUACAACUUCGAUCUCCAUCACUUCAAACGCCAUGUUGAAUGCCAUGCUGGCUGGGACUACUUCCUUAAAACCUUCAAUUGCUGGUCAUGGUCGAAGUAACACAAUAUCAACCCAAUCUGCAGUCAAUCUUUUGAGUUCUGUUUUACCAUCGACUUCAAUACAACGCUCGCAAAAUCUUCAAGCAAUCCUUCAAGUCAGUUCAGGAUGUUCUACACCCUCUCGAGUACUGGUAAAUACUAGUUCAGCUGUAACUAGCUCAAUGCAAUGUAUUAGAACUAUUGUACCACCUUUGGCAACUUCUAGUGGUAUUUCAAGUACAUCUAGUAUUCUUCAAUCGACUUUAUCGCAAGCUCCAAGUCCCCUUUUGACCUCUAAUCAAAACCAAUUUAAAUCUUCUGGUCUUCUACCAAUGGAGAAUAAAAAUAACGAUCUUGACAAUCAAUCUACAGUGAAAAAAGAUUCUGAAGAAUCCAAAAUCCAAGAAAAGAGAGAAAUAGAUUCCAGUAAAAGUUCUUCUAAUUCUUUAAGAUUAGAGGAUUCCCAAAAUGUAUUGCUGAAGCAACUAUUGCAAAAUACGGCAUGUCCUACGACUUCAGGAUCGUCACAAGGGCCCAGUCUGCCGAUAGUUCCUUCGCUGGAAGCGCAACUGGCUCGGCCAGUUUUACCUACGCCACCAUCUUUGCUUCCUCAGUUACUGAACGAAACCCCAACAACAAAGCCAGUAACAAAACAAGUUCUUGCGAGGGAAACUUCUUUUUUAUCGCAUUCAGUAACACCCUUAAAGAUUCAAAGUUCACCAACUAAAGAGGAAUCUGCGAAACCUCCUCUUUCAUUAUCUAGUUCGAUUGUAACACAAAGAGCACAAACUGAAAGCUUGAAGCAACAAACAACAAAGUCAGUUCCUACUUCUUCAGCAAGUUCUUUGGGAAAUUCUAUAUCAAGUCAACCAGUUUCUUCAACAAUAACAACAACAAAAACGUCUCCGAAUAUUUCUACAAAUUUGCAAGAGACUUCUGUAAGUCAAAGCAAACUGAGUACUGGCAUCAGCGGAGAAGGACUUCAAACUCAACAACGCAUUACUGUUUCUAAACAUGCUUUGCAAAAUAAACCAGUAGCAACCUCUGGAAUUGCCUCGAAGAGCGUUCAAUUAGCGACCAGUAAUUCUAAUAACGUAUCUGGAUCACAAAUUCAAGUCCAAACACAGUCUCAAAACCAAGCUCCAGUCGUGCAGAAGCCAACAGUGGUACAACAACAAGUUCCUUCUUCUUCGACUACUUCCGUUCAGCAACAAUCUAUUCAGCAACAAGUGCCUCAUAGUCACGGGACCGUCGCGGUUCCAUCACAAACCAUUAUGGGGUCCGUUACCCCAUCAGGUUCCAAUACAGUGCCUUUAGUCGAGAUUAAGAAAGAAAUUGGUCUUGAGGAUGUUUUGUCCACUGUUGCCACAACAUCAGCCAGUCAGUUGCAGACGGAUACCAAAGACUUUCUCACUACCAAAGAGGAACUCAUAGAUGGCGCAAUAGAUGAUAAAACUGAUCUUAAGAAGUUGAAGAGGAGACAGUACCAACAGAAGAGAAAGCAAAGCCAGGGAAAGGAUGCCGUAACUGCACCUCAGAAAAAACGUUCCCGUAAAAUCUCGCGUCUUGAUGAGGAUUAUGACACAUUUGUGGACAAUUUAAUGACCCAGUUGCGACAACUUCAGCCGAUGGCGGUUCUGGAACCUCAGUUGAGUCGUAAUUAUGGGGUAUGCCCGAUUUUCGGUUGCGGAGAUCUUGUUAAGAUUGGAAGUCAGAAAGAUUAUAACGCUAGAAUUGGCGAUUUGAUUGGAAAUUAUGGAUCAGCCAGUUUACCUGGAAUUUCUGAUCAUUAUAAUACACAGCCAUUUGGAGAAUUAGACCCUCUGUCACCUCAACAACCCUCGACUACGCAGAGAGGAUUUUAUGAUCAAGAAUUUCCGCCUUUAAAGUUGGACGAUGAUAAUGAUAAGAAAGAGAAUAUGACGACUAAUCGCGAUGUGGACUCUCCUGAUACUAUUGUAAGUUCGUCCUCACCUGAAUGUGUUAUACCAGAAUUUAUGCAUCGUUUUCCUGGAUUGCGAUUAAUUGAGGAAGAAUCGGAUGAAGAAGCAGAAUGGCUGAAACGUGUAUCACCCGUUAUACCUCUGAUUUCACCGAUUCCAAUCAGACUAAAGCCUACUUACUUAAAAGAUGCAGCUAAACAAGACAAGGAGAAUUUUGGAAUGCCCAAGGUUGGCAAAUCCCCUCCGAUUCCUUUACGAGAAAGCGGAAAUGUCACCGUGACCUUAACUUUGAAUAGUCAGGCUGCCGAUGAUAUAAUGGGUGUACUUAAAGAUCUUGCUAAUAUUUUGAACAUAACACCGCCUGCUGGUUAUCAAAUAGUUGAACGCACCACUACUCCUCCUAGUCAGAAAUUGGGGUUGUACAGGACAAAAGGGAAGGACGGCAAAGAGGGUACUCCAAUCGAUAUACAAAGCAUUCUAAAUGGUGCGGCAAAGUUCUGUCGUCAUUGUGAUGUUGUGAUCCUUAACAGUUUAAUUCGAAAAAGAGUAUCGGAUCUACCAUUUUUAAGCAAAGAAGAAGCUGAACCGGGCGAUGAACUUUGCUUCUGUUCAGCGGCUUGCUAUAUGCAAUUUGCACUCAUGCAUCGAACACCUUCUAAUACUCAAGAUAAGGCUGCAACAAUAGUAGAUCAUCUAUGUCAUAAAACAGAAGCAAAAAUGGUAGAAGAUGAUUUGAAAAGUCUGAAAAAAUUUCCCAUUAAACAGCAACAGCAGCAGAUGGAGAAAUUUGAAAAUAUGGAUAUUACUAAUGAAUCAACAACAGAGAUUAAAGUGAAAAUUGAGAAAUUGGAUAGUGUCGACAGUGCGGACAAUGAUGAAAAGCGGUCAAAAAAACAUUCAAUUAGUGAAGAAAUCGGUGAUUCUAUGGAGCCCCAACCACCUGCGAAAAUCUGGAAAGGUUUGAGAUAUAAAACAUGGUCGAUGGGAGCCAUGCAACCUGCAACUAAAUUUAAGAAACCCACUGAUAGAGAAAUUACCGAGAUGCUGUUUCGUAUGGGAAUUGCAGUAGCUCCCGCAAAAGCCGAAGACACCCGUCGAUGCGUAUUUUGCAAGAGUCAAGGCGAUGCAACAGCCGAUGGGCCAGCUCGAUUACUCAAUUUUGACGUGGAUAAAUGGGUACAUCUCAAUUGUGCAUUAUGGUCUAACGUAGUGUAUGAGGCACAGAGUGGCGCACUUAUGAGAUUGGAUGAGGUCCUGCAGAACAAUCUUGUACAGAUUUGCAUCAUUUGUGAAAAAUCUGCUGGCACUGUCAAGUGCUACAAGCCAAGGUGCACUAAUUGGUAUCAUCUGAUAUGUGCCAUUAAAGACGGUUGCGGUUUUUAUAAAGAUAAGACUAUGGCUUGUCCUCAACACCUUAUAAAAGAUAAAGAUAAAGAACUAACUACCCUUUCUGUUUACCGUCGCGUCUAUGUCCAACGUGAUGAAAAUCGUCAAGUCGCUGCGGUGAUGCAUCAUUCUGACAAUAAACAUUUACUUCGUGUGGGUUCCCUUAUCUUUCUUAGCGUCGGUCAACUACUUCCUCAUCAAUUGCAAAACUUCCAUACGCCCAACUAUAUUUAUCCAGUGGGCUACAAAAUCGUGCGUUUCUACUGGAGUAUGCGAAGACCUAACAAACGUUGCCGCUAUGUUUGCUCGAUCCACGAUGUCUCUGGUCGUCCGGAAUUUCGUGUCUUAGUCCAAGAACCUCUUCAAGAGGAUGUUGAACUGAGAGACGCUACUCCGCGAGCAGUUUGGAGCCGAAUCUUGGAACCAUUGGCAGAAUUGAGGAGAAAUACAAAUUCUGUACAAUUAUUCCCGAGAUACGUUUCGGGAGAAGAUCUGUUUGGUUUGACAGAGCCAGCGGUAGUGCGAGUACUGGAAAGCUUGCCUGGAAUUGAGACUUUAACUGAUUACAGAUUUAAAUAUGGUCGUAACCCGCUAUUGGAGUUGCCUUUAGCCAUCAAUCCAACAGGAAGUGCACGUACGGAGGCACGUUUACGCAACCAGCUACCGUGGAAACGACCGCACACGCAACGCACAGGGGGCUUUGCUUCACGUGGAAUGCCAUUUGGCUUGCCAACCUGUGGUGCUGCCGCAACAAUGGGAGGUGGGGUCUCUUCAACAUUAGUUGCAGCGGCUGCUGCUGCCGGCGAGGCCGCCUCCUGUCCAUACUCGAAACAAUUCGUACACUCCAAGAGCUCACAAUAUAAGAAGAUGAAACAAGAAUGGCGUAAUAAUGUUUAUUUAGCAAGAUCAAAGAUUCAAGGUCUAGGACUAUACGCAGCGAGGGAUCUGGAGAAACAUACGAUGGUGAUUGAGUACAUUGGAGAAAUCAUUAGGUCAGAGUUAGCGGAAACAAGGGAGAAACAAUAUGAAGCUAGAAAUCGUGGUAUAUAUAUGUUCCGAUUGGAUGAAGAACGAGUAAUAGAUGCGACUUUAUGUGGUGGUCUCGCUCGCUAUAUCAAUCAUUCCUGCAACCCGAACUGUGUCGCCGAGAUCGUUGAAGUUGAGCGCGAUUUCAGAAUUAUCAUUUUUGCCAAGCGCCGAAUUUCACGUGGCGAAGAGCUGGCAUAUGACUAUAAAUUCGACAUCGAAGACGACCAGCACAAGAUUGCAUGCGCUUGCGGUGCACCCAAUUGUCGUAAGUGGAUGAAUUAAACAAACUAAGAUGACGAUACAGAGAAGAAACAGGAAAUGAGAAAAUAAAGAAGAAAACUCAAUUUCUCCAUCCUGCCUAUUGUUAUCAUUGUUGCUUUGUUAUAUAAGUUUGUAGGAGUGAUCCAGGGUUACAAACUAAGGGAUAAAUAAAUCGAAGAAGUUGUGGUGCUAAUCAGAGUCGCCAUCACAUUCCUCCAAAGUGUUGUAUAAUAUUAUAGUUAUCAUAAGAGAAAAUAUCGAAUGCUUGUAUAUUGUAUACGAAAUGAGAAAAAAAUAUUGAAAGAUAGGAAAAAGGGAAAAUGGGUUGUAUGUGACAGAAGAUAAAGAGAAUUUCAAUCUUUGUGCUUUUGGUCUGAUGAUGAUUUAUUUUAAUAUAAAACAUUUAUAUAAUAAUUAUUAUUAUUAUCAUCAUCAUCAUCAUCAUGUAUAAUUAUAAUGAUAUAGACACACGCAUAUCGUGUGCA